Molecule: messenger RNA, 6119 nt
Organism: Conger conger (European conger)
Lineage: Eukaryota; Metazoa; Chordata; Actinopteri; Anguilliformes; Congridae
Exons: 3
Coding region: 1072-1575 (167 amino acids)
Biological process (GO): negative regulation of smoothened signaling pathway
Cellular component (GO): ciliary membrane; Golgi apparatus
Source: RefSeq, a predicted model, not a curated record
GGGCUGUUGUGUCUGAGGAACGUGCUGCGUGUUGGUGGCAGAGACUGUAUAAAAAAUAUUGGUGGUCGAUGUCACUGGUUUUGAACCUUGCUGAGAGGAAGCGAAAAGAGACAGUACAUCGGAGAGGACAACCAAAUCAUAUGGCACUUCCAACGGAAUCCCUCUAAAGAAUGACUACCAAUAAUACAACCGUUAUCAUUGAAAUACACUUUGAAUGCGUAUAGACGUUUGCUAGCGUUCGCUCGAUUUGGGAAAGUGAUUCUUCCAGAUGCGAUUCCAGAGGAGAAAAGGGGGCAAAUAAGCGAGGAGGAUGGUCCCCCUUAGCAGAGGGACACAUAAAAAAUAGACCAACGAUAGUUAUAGUGUUACGUUUUAUCUGUGUUUAUGCUCUUUCGUCAUUCGUUUUAUUUGAAAUUUGCAAGUGAACAUUUAAUUUGGCUACCUAAUUUGCCCAUGACACGCAUGGAUUUUGGGUGUUUGAUAGCUAGCGUUUAGAGGGCCGCUUUCCGGGCGCACAGAACUCGGAAGAGUCCGUUGAGCACAGCUUUGCGAGAAACGAGCACAUCUAGGCGUCAGGAGAUAUCUAUCUUUGGGCCAUAUCGAUUUAGAUAUAGCUAAGCUAGGUAGCUUGCUGCGAAGUUCGGGACUACUGUCUGUUUUCCACCAGCGAGCGAAGCAACGGGACGGAUUUUUUUCACGAGGAGCUUUUUUUGUUGUCGAUUCCUCCCACCAUUCCACUUUCUACGGCUAGAUACCAAGCUAGAUAACAGGCUAGAUGGAUGACAAGAUUGGGUUUCUUGCAGGCUAGCUUGCCAGGUAUCACUAUUACUCCGACUGUUAAAGCUAGUGUUGCUAGACGUAGCCGGACAAGCCGAUGAAAAAAUGGAAGGUUGAGUCUCUAUCCAGUCUCCUUCUUCUGGAGGGGGCGAGAUAGAGACGGAUAUAAGCAGAAACUUUAUCCCUAAACCAUUUUUCCAUCAAAGAAACGGGGCACCUUUUCACUCUAACACAUCUAUCGUAUCGAUUAAAACCCACUCUAAAUCUUUAUGAUAGCUAGCACGCUACCUCGAUAUGGAUAAACUCACCAUUAUUUCAGGAUGUCUUUUUCUGGCAGCAGAUAUUUUUGCCAUCGCCAGCAUUGCGAAUCCAGAUUGGAUCAACACAGGAGAGUCGACAGGUGCUCUGACGGUGGGCCUCGUGCGGCAGUGCCAGACCAUCCACGGCCGCGACAGGACCUGCAUCCCGCCGCGGCUGCCUCCGGAAUGGGUCACCACGCUCUUCUUCAUCAUCAUGGGCAUCGUCUCCCUCACCGUCACCUGCGGCCUGCUCGUGGCCUCUCACUGGAGGCGCGAGGCCACCAAGUACGCCCGCUGGAUCGCCUUCACUGGAAUGAUCCUGUUCUGCAUGGCCGCCCUCAUUUUCCCAAUAGGAUUUUACAUCAAUGAAGUCGGAGGACAGCCGUAUAAGUUACCCAACAACACAGUGGUGGGGUCUUCGUACGUACUCUUUGUGCUGUCCAUCUUCUUCACCAUAGUGGGACUGCUGUUUGCCGGGAAGGUCUGUUUGCCUGGCUGACGGUGCUUUUCGCCGGCCUCUAUGGGCUUGGAAGAGAAACCACCGUCCAUGCGAGUAGCAGGAUGGGAUAGUCAGAACCUAGGAAACAACUAUUAAAAGCAAAACUCAAAGAAGAGGGUGUGGGGAGAAGCUCUCCCCUGUGCUUAUUUAAACCCUCUCUUGACCUGCACUUUGGACAGAGGAGCCUGGACUGCAGUGGCAGGGAGCCUGAAAGGGAAAGCAGGCCCCUGUAACAUGACUCCGCACAUUUCAGAGGGACUGAACUUAACCAGCCUUCAUCCACCUUUCCCCAUGUCCUUUCCAUUCUCAUUAUUACCGAUAUUGUGGAGCUUAUUUGUCUCUUUCCAUUUCACAUGAGUAUUUCCAGAUCAUUUGAACAGAAGUAGAGUUGAUCCACUGAAGGUAGAUCGCCCUUGACUGAAUGCUCCCCGGUAGCCUUGGGGUUGCAUCUGGUGACCCCCCCCCUCCCUCCCUCCCCCCAGCCUUAAAAGCCUGCUCUGAUAGGGAGCUCCAGGGGGGAGGACAGUAGGCCAGUACAGGACAUCGACCCCCUGAGAAAGGGACCGGGAGACUAAUGCGGGGUGUCUCCUCCACAGCUCACUCCCAGCUCGCCACCCUCCGGGUGCAGAGGGACUGUCCAAAAAGGGCGGAGCGGCUCCAUGACUUCUGCCACUCUGCCCGCUCCCUCCCGCCCAGGCGGUGUGGGUGCUGGGCCGUGCGGUCGAACGCAUGAAGUCCUCCCUCCUCAGUGAAGGGAACAAUACGUUUGGUGUGAAGGUUGGUAAUGUAGAGCAUUUGUACUGAAACGCAGAGCAGCGGGACUGCGGGGUGGGUGCGGGUGAGGCAGGCCUCACACACAGCGCUUAUGUGAUGGCUGGGGAAUGCAUAGGAACACUGGUCAAACAGGCUUCUGCUGAUGAAACCAAAUGGAAAGUGUGUGUUCUGUUAAUGAGUGUGAUUGACUUGGUGUAUAAGUCUUAUACAAAUGUAUUUACUUUUGAGUUUAUUUAAUCUGUUUAUGUUAGUGCAUCAAAUUAUCCCCCCCUCCCCCCUUUUUUUUGAAAUUUUUAUUCUGUAAUGUACAUAAACACACAUGCCAGAACUUUCAUUUGAUUGUCUGAGCAAGCACUGUGAUACCAAUGAACUGUUCAUGCCAAUAGAAGCCAUCGCAUAGAAUCUGUUAAGUGCAUAAAUAAAUGGAAACUAUGUUCACCUCUUUGUUUGUAAAUAAAAGUAUGUUGGUUUUGUUUGAUUUUUAAUGAUAAUUUCCUGAAAAUCGCAUCCAUCCAUUCUGUGCUUUUGCUGUGAAAUAUUAAAGCAAAAGCUCCAACGCCAUAAUAUGAUCUGUCUUGAGAGGAAAACGUUAUGAUGUUACUGCUGUCCAAGAAGAAGGUGGUUUAGUUUUCUCAGCCUAAUUCCACAAUGGGGAAAAUGUGGAAUCGGAGAAGCCAGUGGCACUUCCUUUAGCCCUGCUGUGACACAUGCUCCAAAAUGUCAGGAUCUUUGUUGGAUUUGUGAAGGGCAGAAAUGGUCAUUUUUGUGAUGAGGUUGAGACAUUUUCGCCAUUUAUUUCAGGGUGCACCCCUGUCACAAUGGCCAUUCUAGUGGUUUCACAAUCCUGUGUGAGUAUUCAGUGGUAGUACUUCACAAAUGCAAACUGAUAAGGGAGGGGUCGGGGAAUCAAAAGUGCGUUCCAAAAGAAGGGCUUUUUGUGUAUUGGCAGCUGAAUGUGUACGUUUUGUGGGAUCUCACUAAUGAGCAUAAGGCAUGUUCAGAAGGGUCAUCCCAGCGGAGAAUCUGUGCCUCGCUUCUGGCAGACAAUAAUCCCUAUCACCAAGUACAGAGCUGAUGCAACAAAGUGUACUCAUCACCUCGCAAGUCGCAUUUAUUUGUGUUUAUAUGAAGAGGUUGUUUUGCUAUUGUUUAUCUGAAGCAUUUGCUGUGUUUAAUAAUGCAUGACACCUUUCCUGUGUGGUGCUAACAGUUGGUUUAAUACUAUCUUGCAAAUGUGUAAUCACAGGGUUGGCUGUGUUCUCCCUUCAUUCCACCCUUUAUCAAAUUACAGUUUUUCCAUUUAUUAUUUUUUGGAGGUGUAACAUGGAAUGGAACUUUUGUUUAUCCCUGAGGGAUAUUUCACCUUUUUUAUGGAGUCAUUUUCUGAAGAACAGGGAAACCAAGACACAUUGCUGUCCUGUUUGCUGAAACGACAUCCUUUGAGCAGUAAACAAACUGACAUCAAUUUAAACUCUUUAUAAAUCAUUUGUUGUGCAGUUUUAAAAAGCACUACUGUAAAACCAAUAGUUUUAAAAAUCUGGUGCAGAAUGACCAUGAGAAUUUAGAGAACAUAACAUGAUACGCAUGCAGUUAAUUACUGUAAACCUGAAAAGGUUGCUUACAGAUUGUAAUUUUCAUUUAACACUUAUUUGUAGUUGUUGUUCAUACGAACACCGAAAAGGAGUCUGUUGGCAAGAUUAAGUAUUUUAGUUCAUUUUUUAUAUCUGUAUACGACUGGAUUAAGUGGUAAUAUAUUAAAAUAAAAUAUCAGCCUAAUUAAAGCACAGUAUCUAGUUUACAGUUGCUCUUUAACAAUAUGUACAAUCUAGAACAUGUCCCCAGCUAUGCAAGCAAGAUUCCAGUGGAAAUAAUUAUUUCCACAUCACCUAAUAUUGCCUGUCCUAACUGUGGCAUAAAUAUAGAUGCCUGUAUCUAUUUAUGAAGUCGCUUUGGGUUAGUUCAUGUUAGUGUUUACCCAAUGGUAUAGCAACAACGCCUCACUUAAAAACCUGCAAGCUCCUGUCUUAUUUUCUGAAGACAAUACUACAGUAUAUAGAUCACAUCUGAAAUGCUUUUCUUCUUCAUUAUCAAAUACUAGAAAAGUGAACUCAACAUAAGUUUUCUGUUGGGGAUCAGUGCAUACUGUAGAUGCAAAUCAUCCGAAUAUUUGAAGUGUCCUAAUUAAGUUCAUUAGCAUAUCACAAGACCAAAUUAUAGCCUCAUUUUCAUUGAGCAAAUUUACAGAUUGUCUGGGUAAAUUGUAUGGUCUGCCAAAGAAAGACAAACCACAAUGCCCUGAUUUUUUUCUACACCGCUUUGUACGUUAUCAUUGCUAUCACUCCAAAAAAUGUAUUUGCGUUAAUCACAUUUCUGAGCAUAAAUUAAACUUAAAAACAAGCCAAGGUCAUUCAUAGAAGUCCUGUUUGUCCAGUUUACCAUUAUUUAUUAUAUAUUUUAUGUUAUUUAUUAUGCAUCACAACAAAAUUGUCCCAAGAUAUGGAAUCUGAGACAAAUUGAGAAAAUGUGUGUAUUUUAGCUUGUACAUUGCAAUUAUUUGGUUUCAUUUGAAUAUGUUGCAUUGUGUCAUUUGGGUAUGUCACUGUACCACUGCUUUUCAAUGUGCCAUCACUUGGAUGCUGAUGACAGGAAACCGGAGGUGUUAUUACAUCUUUCCUUAUCCUAAUUAGCAUUUGAACGUAUGUUCUUCAUGUUGCCUUUACCUGGUGGUGAUUUAUUUUUGCACUGACACUGCUUGCCUCCUUCAUCACUGUCCAGGUGCCCUUGUUGCCCCAUAUGCUGUGUUGCAUCUCUUUCAUUUCUUGAAAAUGUCACUGGAAAACAGUACUUUUUAAAGAUCUCAGUUGAUUAGAGUGGCCUGUCUUUAGAUCAGGCUAUUGGAAAGUUAACCAUAUUUAAAGAUCGUAAAUUAAACUAAUUGAGAAUACUAACUAUACUUUUUGUAAAUGUUGGAAACAUUUUCUCCUGGUUCCUCAUAUUGGCAAAGGGAUUGAUUAUGUGGACAUAUUGGGGCGCAAGCACCCUAGCUUAUUUCGUUGUUAUUUACUUCAUGCAGGGCAUUGUUUUUAAAGCACAAUAAAUACUGGUGUUGUGAUGGUGAUUUCCUGUAAUUUGUUCCACAUACAUUCCCCUUAGUCUACCUGCUUCUAAGUUAUGUGCAGUAUUUACUGGUUUUCAGGAUUUGGUCAUUGACCUGUGGAGAGAAAGGCAGCCUUUGAGAUGUAAUUGCCUAGCCUUACAUUGAAUUGCUUAUGAACAUACUUUUCCAAAAGAAAAUGUAAGAUCAUUCCUAAAUAAAAUAAAUCGCUAAAGCUAAUAUUCUAAAAUAAGUAAAGUAUCACUGUAAUGAGUUGCAGGGGUCUUGUAUGUUAGUGUAAAAAGUCAGAAAGAGAUAAAGGGACUAGAGAUAAAAAUUUACAGAAUAAAUGUUUUGUCAGUUUCUGCAGCCAGAUCUUAGUUAUCUAAAUGCCGUAAGAUUUUGUGAAAAUGUAGUGAGACAAUGUCUGAUACAUUUUUUGCUCUUAUGAAAGUCGAUGGUUGAUGAAAAUGCUGAAUUAAAUUAAUUAUUAUUGGAAAAGUAUAGACUUUUAAUUAAUCGUGUUUAAGAAUAUGAUUGAUAUGGUUUCAUGGCAUGGUCUGUUAAACCAAACAAAUUUCUAAACAAGUUAUUAAUACAACUGUAAAGCAAAAAAAAAUCUCUUAUAUUUUGUUAUUGAGCAACUUUACCAAAAUAAAAUCCUCUUAACAAAGCA